This is a messenger RNA of Marmota flaviventris (yellow-bellied marmot), 1282 nucleotides long. RefSeq names its product chloride intracellular channel 5 (gene Clic5). The record is from RefSeq and is a predicted model, not a curated record. Lineage: Eukaryota; Metazoa; Chordata; Mammalia; Rodentia; Sciuridae.
AUGAAUGAUGAAGACUACAGCAACAUCUACGACACAAUCCAGAAAGACAGGAUAUAUGAGGUUCCAGAAGAUAAUGCAAGUCCUUUAUAUGAUGCUGUCCAGGAAGAUGGCAGACCAGAAAACACCUUGUAUGCCGCUGGGCUGCAAAACCACGAAUACGAUUCUGUGUCAGUCUAUGCUGUUAGGGAGGAAGAGAACGGGUUGGGCUCUUCCCAAGCAGAAGUAGAAGACUACCUCCUGCCCGAUGAGGUGUGCCCUGAGGUCCAGGAUCCUCAACCAGUGGACCUCCAGGAGGAUGGGGACAUCUCAGUGGAAGAAUUCCAUUCACCAUUCCAGGACCACAGGGGCUGCCCUGAGGAGCCACAGGAAAAUGGAAGCAGGAUAAAGGAAGACCUGCCUUCUCCUGCAAGCUUCACCAUCCAGUGCUGCCAGACCUUCUUCGCCAGCAAGGACUCCCCCAUCUCCUAUUCUGAAACUGAUGAUUUGGAAAAAAAUCAAACAGUUUCCAAGAACCCUGAGAUUUUCCUGUUCGUGAAGGCUGGAAUCGAUGGGGAAAGCAUUGGCAACUGUCCUUUCUCUCAGCGUCUCUUUAUGAUCCUCUGGCUGAAAGGAGUCGUGUUCAACGUCACCACGGUGGAUCUGAAAAGAAAGCCAGCCGACCUGCACAACCUAGCCCCUGGAACCCAUCCACCCUUUCUGACCUUCAACGGAGAUGUGAAGACAGAUGUCAAUAAGAUCGAGGAGUUCCUGGAGGAGACCUUGACCCCUGAAAAGUACCCCAAACUGGCUGCGAAACACCGGGAGUCCAACACGGCAGGCAUUGACAUCUUCUCCAAGUUCUCUGCCUACAUCAAAAACACCAAGCAGCAAAAUAAUGCUGCCCUUGAGAGAGGCCUGACCAAGGCACUGAAGAAACUGGAUGACUACCUGAAUACCCCGCUGCCAGAGGAGAUCGACACCAACACCCGUGGGGACAAUGACAAGGGGUCUCGGCGCAAGUUCCUGGAUGGGGAUGAGCUGACCCUGGCCGACUGCAAUCUGUUGCCCAAGCUCCAUGUGGUCAAGAUUGUGGCCAAGAAAUACCGCAACUACGAGUUCCCGGCGGAGAUGACAGGCCUGUGGCGGUACCUUAAGAACGCCUAUGCCCGGGAUGAGUUCACCAACACCUGUGCAGCGGACAGCGAGAUCGAGCUGGCUUAUGCCGAUGUCGCCAAGCGCCUCAGCCGGUCCUGAGCCCUGCCCAUGCCCAUCCUGAUGCACAGGGCUCUACUUCUCCCCAAGA